UUUCAAAGCAGGAAAUGAGUUGACCUCCCCUGUGGGGGACCAUCCCACCCCGACAACAACCCCCACAGCUUUGAGCAUCAUGGGUCACCACAAGCGCCCACGGAGGGCCUCAGAGCAACAGUAGGAAAAUCUGCCGGCCCCAGUGGCAACAAGUUUAAAUGUGUAAUGGUGCUGCAUGGUUGACUUCUACACUAAGACCAUAAAAGGAAUUUAUAUUAUUCCAGUGUAAGUUUCACCACCAUUACCUUUCAAAGACAAAGCUUUGCAUUUGUGGAGUGCAGUGUGACAACUAACAGGAGUCACAUGGGAUAUCAGUCACUUCAUUGCAUCACAGGAAGUUCAAACGGCUUAUUUGCUAAAAAGUAUGAGUAUUCCUUUAAGCAAACAUAUUAUGUUGGUGAAAGAGGGACCGUUGAUGACUGCAGCAAUAGAAGCACAUGUGGUGUAUUUGUUUUGUGGGUUUGUAAUUUACAGUAGGUAUAUAGGUAUAAGACACUCCUUAAUCCAUAUAUGACCCUAUAAGGAUUUUAUUGGACUAUUAAAACGAUGGAAAAAUUUAACACUGGAAGGAGGGGACGUCACAGGGUCAUUUGUACUUUCAUGAGGUGGUUAUUUUAUUCAGCACUUUACAAUUUGUAAUGUGUCUAUUUGCCCAAGACUUUAUUUGAAUCGUGACCACAGUAAAACGAUCAUUAGGCAUUCUGGAGGAAGACUGUGGGCUCAGUGUGGUCUGUGGACUGGAAGAAUUGCUGCGUUCACUUCCCUGUUAUUUUCUGGUAAAUGGCCUGCUGUAUUGUCCUUCAGCCUCUCUCAGCAAUGGGCGAAGACAAACACAGACAGUGAACUCCUAUGUGACAUCCAGGCUUCAAAACAAGUCCACAUCCACCAUAACUGGGCUGCCAAUCUUAUAUGUGUUCUUCUCUAUCAGUCGCAUAUUGUACUCACGCCAAAAGCCACCCACACACUCUCUGACUCCCACACAGGUCAGUACAAAAUUGUUUACUGCCUUAUGAAGGGCAAUUUCCCAAACAGUCAUCACACAAGGCAGAUACAAUUAUAUUAUUGUAAUUCUGGGCAUUGUUUCUAUUUGAUCGUAACUUUUUGCAUGGGAAAGAUUGUUUGCAAAACUGGAAAUCUGACUGAUGAACAUUAACAGAAACUAUUCUGGAAUACAUCAAAUGUGUAUUCUAUUAAAAGCUGUCAAUAUUAUUGCAAUUAUUUUAUAUGUACAGACUUCCAAAUGUACUGGGAGCGAGGACACACACGAUAACAUCUGCACUUAGUUUAUCUGACCACAGUUGGAACUAAAAUUCGACCUGACUGACAACUUCUCUGGUUCACAGUGCCGGAGGACAUUUUUGGAUCAUUUACUAAAAUCCUGGAUUGAAGUAAAAGCACAGAAAUAUAGCUGCAAAUGAUAUCAACGCGUUGUUGUCUUUUUAAUGAUUAAAGUACAAGCAUCAUUUUAAUGUUGCAGCUGAUUUGAACCUUUUCUGUACUGAUUUGAAUGUUAAACAAGAACAAUGGAUCAUAGCCUACAAACUAUCAUGUGUUUUGUGGAUACAAUUUAAAUUGCCAAACUAAGUGGAAUCAAAACAAAUAAAAUAUAUGACUAAAAUAAAUAAAUAUAUCCACAGAAAAUAGUUGAGUUAAUGUGAAUAUCAAAGUAGCCUAAUAGUGUUUCGUGACACACACAUAUGUUCCACCUCUGCGGGUUUAUAAGCCAUAAACUACUUUUCCUAGUGUUUGGUUUUUCCUAAUGAUUUUUAUCUUUACUUCCCUCUGAGGCGGACUAGGGAGGAGUCACAGUUACGCUGUCGGGGUGCUGGAAGGAUUUAUAAGGAGAUGUGGAAACCCGCGUCACGCUGACAGAACGAGUCUAACCUCCUCGCGCUGUUGUUGACAGAGGAGGGACACUGCACAUGGUUCAGGUUGGACUGAGACCGGAUCCUACGAGCUGCUGCUUUUCUCACGCGGGACCGGAACAGGUCUUUGAACGCAGCUGUACGGGAUGGACACGUUUGCGUUUUAAUGCUUUCUGCUGGCUAGAAUGAAGCCGUGAUGGGUUUGAUGGAGCUGACUUGUGCUCGGAUACCAAACAGGCCUUCGUGCUUUUCAAGAACACAAUUUCUGCCACAAAAUGGCUGGAAGUCAGAAUAACUACUGGGCACAACAUGACCUGGACAGAGAGUGUUUAGGCCCCAGUGUUGACAUGGAACAAAACCUGAAGGAGCUUCAACAACCGCAAAUGUCCAAGGAACUUAACUGCAACAUCUCGCUCUCCCAGACUCCUUUCUAUUCUGACACGUACCGCCUCGCGCCUGAUAACUUGCUUCGGCCGCAUGAGGGAGACCAGGUGGUCCCUUCUUCCCAGAGACGGACGUUGUUUGGGGCCCCCCAGAAGGAAGCCAAACCCCUGCCACCUCUGCCUGACCCUGAGGAGGUCAUGUCUGAUGAGGCCGCCGAUAGCGAGGUGGAGUUUUUUACCAAUGACCAACGCCGCCUUUUGCCCAAAAGCUGUCCAAAGACCAUGUGCAGGGGCAUGACCAGAGGCUUUGGCCAAGUGAAUAACGCCUACCAGGAGAGCUCGUGGCGGGCUGUUGGUACUGGGGCCGACUCCAUCGCUUUCUCGUGGCCAAGCAGAGCGGACAGACCGACCGGUGGAGGAUGCGGGUUUUGGGCACUCGCUGCCCGGAGAGAGGACCAGCAGCAUGUGGCGUCGGCCGUCGGGGACCAACACAGACUUCACUUUCCCUGUUCAGGCCCUGCUUCCCAGCCGCUCCACAGCAUCACCUCAACCUGCCCCACUGACAAGCCCCUCAUCCCUCCUCGUAUCCCCAUCCCGCCAAAGCUUCCCGCUCUCCUCAAGACCGUGUGCGCCAACGAGGAAGACCAACCUCCCAAAAUUCCCCCACGGGUCCCCUUAGUCCCACCCUGCCCGCCACGUAGCCCGAGCCCCAAUAGGCUUCCAAUUUAUAUCAACGGCGUGAUGCCUGCCACACAGAGUUUUGCUGCGAACCCAAACUACGUGAGUAAGGCAUUACAGAGGCAGCAGAACGAAAGGGUGGCACCGGCAGCUCAGUUCUCUCCCUGCAUCGUUCCCAUUUUGAAGGAUGGCAGAAAGGCCAGCGCGACACACUACAUCCUCCUGCCGCCGGGCCGACCGGCGCACCCAGACAGGCGGGAGAGACUCCAGAGUGAACCGACCAGGACGGGAAACAGCAGCUGGCAGAACAGAUAGAAACCAUCACGAAUGUCACCGUCUGAAACUUGAGGAGUACAAAACUGUGACGGACAUUAUUCAUAACCAUGUGGCGCAUCGGACGGAGCGCGUGGAAACGUCUACACGCUCCAGUCGCACGUCUCAUGUCAUAUUAGUGUUAUUUACAAUGAUGUAUUUCAAGAUCACGUAUGUCACACAACACUGUGAGGUUUGUAUCUGUUAUUUAAAAUCUUACCGGUCAGUAUUUUAGGAACAUGAAAUAAUUAUAGCAUUCCAGUAUUUUCACUAAUAGAUGAGAAUAUUUAAAUAACUGUUUUUUAAAUGUUGGUUUCCCCAGACUUUGCAGUUUUUAUGUCUUAUCACUCAUUCACCUUUAAGUCUGACAGCCAUAUGCUCAUAUCACUAAUACUAUACGUCUUACAAGAGAGCUAAUAAUUACUGUACGUACAAGCUGGGCUUGUACCAAACGGAUCAUCCCAGGCAUUUUUUUAUUUAUUACAAUGCUGCUUGAAAUUGUAAGUAUGAUUUAUUGAUAGAUUUAAUGUUUUGCUGAAUAAUUCUCACAUUAAGAUUGAUGUUUUUAACAAUGUGGCCGAUAUUAGCACGACACAACACAAACAAAACAUGCUUUGAACUAGUGACACAAACACUGAUGUGAUAAACCUCUUAACUUUGCUUUCUUUUUAGUGCUUAUGGUUUUUGCAGGCUUUUUGAACAAGCUAAAUGCUUCCUGCAAAAUACAAUAUAAGCCUUUAUUCUUGCAUCAUAUUCUACACAAAGUUGAAUUUAUUUAAAGGAAACAAGAAGAAUUGCCUUACCACCAGAACACAUGACUGAAACCUGCAGCCACCCUCAACAUGAUUGACAGGUCUUUUUUCAUACAUAUGAAGUAAACAAGUGAAUAAUAACUUUACUUUUUCAUACAUAGUAAAAGAAGCUUUCAUUUUCACUUCUGAUGAAUUGUUUUUGUUAUGCAUGUGAUUUUAACUCAAUGUAUUUUAGAAAAAGUACAGAUUGGGCCUUUUAUGAUUCUUUGUGGGCAUGGAAGCCACGUUACGUUUACACUGUAGAGAUGCAGCCCGACUACAACCUUUGUUACAUCAACAGGUUGGAAGUUCUCAUGAAGAUUGUGUCAGAUUUGGCUCAAGCAAAAGCUGUUUAUAAGUUCAUAUUGUUGUUAAUGUAAAAACUAAAUCAUUGUAAAAUUGUUUUUUAAUCUAUUUAUAGAAAUAAAAUAACUUAUUCAUUCUA
Messenger RNA from Pseudoliparis swirei, 4474 nucleotides. Its product is annotated as ERBB receptor feedback inhibitor 1. Bases 2141 to 3241 code for a protein of 366 amino acids. Gene Ontology annotation, biological process: negative regulation of epidermal growth factor receptor signaling pathway; regulation of keratinocyte differentiation. The record is from RefSeq and is a predicted model, not a curated record. Gene Ontology annotation, cellular component: extrinsic component of cytoplasmic side of plasma membrane. The transcript has 4 exons. NCBI's taxonomy places the organism in Eukaryota, Metazoa, Chordata, Actinopteri, Perciformes, Liparidae.